Molecule: messenger RNA, 729 nt
Organism: Macrosiphum euphorbiae (potato aphid)
Lineage: Eukaryota; Metazoa; Arthropoda; Insecta; Hemiptera; Aphididae
Source: the annotation of a GenBank genome assembly
AUGAACAUUUUGAAAGAGAGCAGAGUAGAAAAAUAUAUUUCAUCAUUAGACGGAUUGAGUCCUGCCCAGUAUGUGUUCACAUUUUGUGAGUGUAUCAAUAAAAAUAGUACACCAGAGGAUGCUCACUCUAAUAUCGCAGUUCCUUACAGUAGUAAUCUGGCUGAAUUAGCUGCUAACCGAGGGCCAAAAAAAGUAAGACUAAUUGUAAUGUACAUAACAAACACAUCUUAUUUCAACGCAGAUACAAUGAAGUUCUUAGUCAACGAAAUGUUAGAAUGCAAAGACGUCGGGACAGUUGAACAGUAUUAUAAUAUUCUUGAUAAAAACUUCAAGCUGCAUCCACCAUGUGCUCAAUACAUGGAUAAAGAGUAUGAACAAUUACUGCUUAGUUCAUAUAGGAAUCAUUUUGGGCAAAUGACUCUAUGGGAUUAUAUAGUAGAAUGCUUGAAUAAUAUAACAAGAGGAUCUCUUUUAUACGGGGACGAUGAUGCGUUUGAUUUGGCAUUCAAAAGAUGUUUUAGUUUUUGCGUAUGUAUUUUACAAGUUGACUUUGAAGUGUCCAAAAAUAAAAAUAAAAGAUCUUUGGUAGCAAAAUGUCUGAAGUAUAAACUUGAAAGAAGAACGAGAAUGAGUGAAAUCAGCACACUUUUGGAUAAGUUAUAUAACACUGGGUAUAAUUUUCAAAUGCCUGUUAUCCAUCUUGCAAUACUUGUAAGUCAGUUACAAUGA